AUGUGUUCUAGUAAUACAUAAUUAAUCAUUUUGAAGAAUAUCUCCUUAAAAUAUAUAUUAAAUUUCUUAUUUGACAAAAUAAGUUUUGAUUUAAGCAAUUUUAUUAAAAAAAUAAAACGAUUUUAUUAUUUUGUUGGCAAAAUCGAUGGAAGCCACGAUAGCCUUGAUGAUGUAAACUCAAAGAACGAGUAUAUACAAUGUUUUGUUUUAGAUAGUCCAUUUUUAUUUUGGAAGAUGUAGUGAUAAAUUUAAUGAAACUAAAACUACGCACUUCAAAUAUAAUAAAUAAAAGAUUGUAUCAAUUGAUAAGAAGUAUAAAAUCUAAAUAAUUCAAGAUGCAAUAUUUAGAUUUUUCCAAUUUCAUAUUAAUAAGGUCUAUUUGCCUUACAUUUAAAAAAUCACCUGUCCAAUACUAAUGUUGGCAUCAAAGUAAGAUAGUCUAAUUCCUUAAUAUCAUUUUGAUACAAUAUUUUAGGGGUAUCUAGGGAUAAGAGAUAGAUUGUUUUGUGAUGUAAUCAUAACGAAUAAAUAUCAACUGAAAUCAUUAAGACUAUUAUUGAAUUUACAUAAGCUAUGA
Messenger RNA from Paramecium primaurelia, 577 nucleotides. The record is from the annotation of a GenBank genome assembly. Lineage: Eukaryota; Ciliophora; Oligohymenophorea; Peniculida; Parameciidae.